AUGGAGUCGUUGAAGGGUUACUCUAACGGUCUCGUCGGCAAUCCGGAUGACUAUGUGUUUUCGCAAACCGCUUUAGACAACAUUAUUAGUCAGCUGAUGGAGCAAACAAGUGGGAGAAAUGCGCCUCCACCUGCACCGGAAACUGUCAUCGAUUCUUUGCCAAAGCGAAGUUUAACGGAUGAAGAGAUCGCAAGACAAACCGAUUGUGCCGUAUGUAAGGAUGAGUUUGAAGGAGCAGAGCAAGUAGUUGAGCUUCCGUGCGCGCAUGUGUUUCAUGAAGAUUGUAUCAAACCAUGGCUUAAAGUCAAUGGAACAUGUCCUGUCUGCAAUACCCAACAGCAAUCCUCCGCUGAUCCCAAUAACACUGACCCCAUGGACCUUGAUUUGGAUUAG
Zychaea mexicana is the source of this 393-nucleotide messenger RNA. RefSeq lists its product as uncharacterized. Gene Ontology annotation, cellular component: nucleoplasm; cytoplasm. Lineage: Eukaryota; Fungi; Mucoromycota; Mucoromycetes; Mucorales; Lichtheimiaceae. The record is from RefSeq and is a predicted model, not a curated record. The transcript has 5 exons. Bases 1 to 393 code for a protein of 130 amino acids.